Molecule: messenger RNA, 1755 nt
Organism: Pocillopora verrucosa
Lineage: Eukaryota; Metazoa; Cnidaria; Anthozoa; Scleractinia; Pocilloporidae
Source: RefSeq, a predicted model, not a curated record
AGUUGGAGCCAUUCCUGUCUGCGGUGAAAUACACGAAUGGCUCCAGUCUCUGGUCGUCCGCCUAAACUGACUAAAUGAGUUUUGUCAGCGGAGCUUGUCAGCGGAUGACUUUUUCAUCGCCGGAAUAUCGCUGAACGACCUCGCUGAUCAAGAUAGACUCUGCCUUCUCUUGAUUAUCCAAUGAUGAAACGCCUGACGAAAACAAAAAUGACGUAAUUCUACUUUUUUUACAUAAGCAACUGAAUUUAAAAUUUUUGCCCAACACGGAUAAACUAUUUCGAUACAAAACUUGCAAAAUGGCCGAAGACCAAAGCAAUCCUUUUCUGACUGCUACUAUCAUUGGCGAUUGUGGAAAUUCUACCAGUGGUGGAUCAGAACCAAAAUAUGUUCCACUAGCCGCUGAUCUUGUUCCCGUUGAAGUAAAAAGCUGGUUCGUGGCAAUGGAAGCGAAAGAGUUAUUGAAGAAGUAUUCCCCAAAAACUGAAGCGAGAGAGUUUCUACCGAAAACUUCCAAGUAUGGUUGUAAAGAGAAAAUGAUAGCCGCUAUAGGCUCAGAAGAGAUGGUUUACCCCGGAGAUUGCGGACUGUUUUCAACCAUUCUAACAGCCUACAACAACCACUGGACACUUCGAACGUCUCCCGAUGACUGGUGGUUCUGCGUGAUCAGGCGAGUGGCAGGUGCUAUCGAAAAAAACGCCAAGAAAGAUUCCGUACGUAAGAUGUUUGUUGAUCACGAAGGAAAAAAAGAAAUUGAAGUGGAAGUACCUGACACCACCAUCUACACUGUUGACUAUAGCUGGUUCUUUGAUCAAAUGGCAAAGGGAAUACGAAAGAACGUCAAAGUACCUGAGUUCGUUGAUGGAGUAACGGCGGAUUUUAGCACCACAACACCAGUGCAGAAGGUCGUCUCACAGAUUGUGUUGAUGCAUUCGGUUCAGGAGUAUUUUAAGUACAGCAUGAUGCUUAUGUGUGGCAUUCCUGCUGUGGAAAUGCUGGGCACUGAGGACGAUUGGAAGAAACUUAAGUCCAAACUUAAGGUGCUGCGAGCACUGCUUGAACCUAUCGAGAAUGACCUUGAUUUACAGACAGAAUGGUGGAAUGCUGUGGAAAAUGUGUUUAACAACUUGGUGGCUACCUAUUGUGGGAACCCAGACAAGAAAUGGUGGAGUCAUAUCAUUUCUUACAAGAAAGAGUUCGGAUCUGGAAGCCCUGAAUACCAAGGGUGGAUAACAGAGUUUUUGGAAGGCACAAACAGGGUCCUGACCAUGAGCCAGUUGUCAAGUGGUAUCAUUAGUGUGCCCCUUGAACUUAAAAACCCAGGUGGCUUGCAAGACACUGCUACACUUGUGGCAGGAAUGGCAGGUUUCACCAUGCAUAACAAGGACACUACAAGUGUGUCUGUGCAGCCAUACCAAGGCUGGUGUCUUUUUUUAAAAGAAGACUCUCCAUUUUGCCAAAAUUCUCUGAGUGGUGGAAAAUAGAGGACCUGUAUCUUGGGUAACAAAGCAAUUCUUUAACUUGUUUUGAUUCAUUUUCAGUUCGUAUGUGGGAUGUUUUUACCCAGUAUGUAAACAAAAAUCUGCAUCCUAGCAGUUAAUUUACAUCCAGAAAUAUUAUAGCCCUCAGAUAGUGUAAGAAGUACUGACAAAAAUAAAUAUAUAGCAUUCAUGUUGAAAUUGAUAUGACAAAAAAGUGGAAAUGUUGCUUUAGAGGUGAACCAAUAAAGACAAGUAAAACUUUUGUUACUGACUUUCA